Molecule: messenger RNA, 927 nt
Organism: Penicillium mononematosum
Lineage: Eukaryota; Fungi; Ascomycota; Eurotiomycetes; Eurotiales; Aspergillaceae
Product: 2EXR domain-containing protein
Exons: 1
Coding region: 1-927 (308 amino acids)
Source: RefSeq, a predicted model, not a curated record
AUGGAGCGAUUCGCCACCUUGCCAGCCGAGUUACGGCUGCUGGUGUGGGAGUUUGCGCUCCCAGCGCGAGUUGUUGAGAUCGGAGAGCCGUGCGACCCAGAUAUCUUACCAGAGGAAGACCUCAGACAGGCAUGGAUCCUUAACAGGAAGUAUCCAGCCAUGGCUCAUGUCUGUAGGGAAUCCCGCCGAAUUGCUUUGGCCAAAUUCAAGCUCUCCAACGGUGUUACUCUUGCGCCGGAUUGCAUGACCGACAGUCGAUGGUGGUGGAAGUCUACUGAGACUAUUCACUUCAAUGCUCCUGAGAUUAUCACAACCCAGCAAAGAUGCAGACUGGAGGAUGACCUGCUCGACUUGAUGAAAGUUCCUAUUCUGUGUAAAAAGGUCUCUAUCAGUGCGGAUGUCGUCCACCCUUUCUUGCGUUUCCGUAAUAGGUCCGAUAUCCCAAAGUCGUUGGUAUGGGAAGUCCUUUCCUCAAUGGAGACAUGUAUUAUCUCCCUACAUACCGUAUGUAUCCGAGCCACCAACGAGCAAGCUCGGGAGCUGGGCCUCUUUGGCAACGGUGACGAGCCAGCACAGUUGAUCGACCCUUUUGACAAGGCAGCUAUCACGCGAUUCAGACAGCUCUGGAUGGAAACAAAACAGGAGGUAUCUUCAGUCAAAUUCUUCGACACGGUUGACACCGACAGAUUCAUUUUCCGAGUCGAAAGGUGGCUCGCGGAGAUGUCAGCGGAGUACAUCGAUUUCAAAUGGACCAAUCCACCAUUCCCGACUCCAGGACCGCAGAUUAUAACUGAAUCACUUCGCCGGUACCCAGCUCGAAGACACAAUCCGGACACCAAACAAUAUCUCGCGGAAUUCCCCACUCUGGAGCUGAGGAUCAUGUUUCGACUCUGCCCACCUGCGGCGGUCGAUCAUGUGAUUACGUAA